AUGGUCAAGAAGAAGAACUCCACCGUCGCCACCAGCGCUGCGAGCAGCGGCACCGUCGCCAAGGCUUCUCCAAAUCCGCCGAAGAGAGGCGCUCCAGAUGCUUCUCCUCCAGCUCUGGCGCCGCCAGCACCGUCAAGCUCCACGGCUGGGCCCAACCCCGAUGAUUGGCUGGCGUCUACCACCCCAAAGCGUGAUGAAAAGAAGGCUCGGAGCCUUGGAUUAAUUUCUUCCGACGAGGGGAAUAUCCCCAUAGCUCCUGAAGACUUGCGAAACCUGCUGAACGAUACUUCUGAGGGAAGAGAUUCCUCAGCCCCUGUAGAAUUUCAUACUGAAGAAAACGCAAGCCCAAAGGAUGAACGCGAUGAUCCGAUGAACUCUGAGGCUGACUUUAUCAAUCCUCCAUCCCCAGCCAAUGAUAUUAGCGACACAGCGGGGUCAAUGCAUGAUGACGACGCUGAUCGUGCUGCCUUUAUUGAUGCAGUUGUGGAGGAGGCCGAAGCGUCGCCUUUGAAGAGACCGUCUGGCGGCUUUGCCGACGAAGAUGAUCUUUUUGACCUUGACGAAGGUCUCAUUGAGCCUCCGCCCAAGAAGGUCAAGUCUAGCACUGUUCCGCCGAAUCCUGCAGCUUCCGAGGCUUCGGCCCCUACUGCAGCCCCCACGGCCCAGAUAUCGACUGCUUCUUCCCUUUCCAAGGGGAAGGAUAUUCCUUCGGCAGCCGCAACUCCUUCUUCAGGGAAACCUGAUUUGCGAGCUGUCAUAUCGUCUUUAGAAACUUUCGCCUCCCAAUACACUUCCCUGGAAGCUGACAAGGCCCAACUGCAAAAGGAGGUCCAGUCUUCUUCCUCAAAGUUGGAGGGCGCAAUAAAAAUAGCUGCCGAAGCUCGCCAGGAAGUCGACUCCCUGACGGAGGAGCUCGAGGGGCUGGAGAAGAGGCAUCCAGAGGCUUCUGAUAUCCCUGUCGAGGCUCUGGACAAGCUUCCAAACAGUUCCCCGGCGAAUGCUCUGUCGAUGACUCUUGCUUCUCACCAGCUCACGCAGGACCUCCUCCAGAAGGGCAAGGGAGCCAUGGUUUUCCCUGUGCCUGCAUUUGUCGAUGAUUCUUCGGGUGCUGUCUCUGAGAGUGAUCGACUCCAGCGUAUGAAGGAUCGGAUUGCGCAGAUGGAAAAGGAUAUGCGCAGUACUUAUGCCUUGGCUGCUAUUAUCAGAAAGAAGAGCGAGCUUGCAGCUGACUCAUAG
Lolium perenne is the source of this 1236-nucleotide messenger RNA. The record is from RefSeq and is a predicted model, not a curated record. NCBI's taxonomy places the organism in Eukaryota, Viridiplantae, Streptophyta, Magnoliopsida, Poales, Poaceae.